GUAGUAUAAAUACGUGAUUAUACGUGCUGACAACUUGGAAAUCAUAAUCGUUCGACACAAUUCAGCAGACGACAACCUAUAGUGUCCAUUCUCGGUGUCCUGUGGUCAGUUCGUUCUUUCACAGCGACAAAUUAUAUUCCCCAGUACGACGAUCCGCAGAGUGGAUAAUGGCAUAUAAUUACUCCAAUGGUCGUGUUGGGGAGUGAAAUAAAUUAGCAGCAACCGAUAGAGGUGUCCUAACAAAUUCCGGCUGAGCUUAUGCUGCAGUAGAAGGCAUCAUGCGCUGUUCAAUUCACACUAUAACCAAGUUAUCCUUGUUCAUGGGAGCCACUGCUAUCAGCACCAUGGCGCUCGCAGUCGCCACCCAUAAUUGGAUUAUCUCGCACGAAACCACCACCCCAGUAUAUGCAGACGUAGAAGGUGACUUCAACGACACAGAAGAAAUGGAUCCCAUUGAAUUUAGAUUAAACCUCACAACUAACUUUGGACUUUGGCAAGUUUGUCUCACAAUCACGUGGUACUCCUUAAAACCCAUUCCAGGUAUGAAUAUGACUGACCCUACUGAAACCUGUAAAAGUUUGGUAGACUACGAAUCAACGCCCUCUGAUGAUACUUCAAACCAAGAAACGUCAUUUAAAAUAGCAGAAUCGCAAAGGAACACAGCACCUUUCUUCGUUGUCAAUCUAUUUUUGAUGCUGUUGGCUGCCAUUUUUCACGUUGUGGGCGUGGUUAAACAAAAUCCCAGGACCCUAAUCGCUGGAAUCAUUUACAUCAUUGCAGGUCUUUGUACCGCUAUGGCGAUUGUGCUGUACAUUACCUAUGUGAAUGAUGGGGUCCAUUAUGCAAAUCCGGAAAAGGAGGAUUAUCACUUUGAAUACAACUACGGUUGGUCGGCCUAUGUUCUCACCCUCUCUUACUUGUCAUCACAAGUUGCCGCUGUCCUCUGCAUUACCUUGUUUUUACAAAAGUACCCAAAACUGGACGAUAUAGUGAAACUGAUACCAGGUCUGGACAAAAAAGUGCCACAAACAAAUACUGCCCGCGUACUCUGUGACCAGGGAACCCGGAUCUAGAACAGUUAUUAUCAUUAAAACAAUGUAUAUACAUUUCGCGAAAUUUCACAUUUGAACUUUUUACCUUGAUAUGAUUUUUUAAAGUAUAUGUUGAAAGUGUUUGUUGAAUGUUUUUAGCGAUCGUAAUCUAUCUCGCUGCAGUUUCAUUGUGUUUUCAGUUUUUGUGAUUUAAAUCAUAUUUUGAUUCACAGUGUGGGACCUAAAAUCAUAAAAUCUUGCAUCUAGGGGCACACAAGUAAUCCACCGCGACAUUACCUUGGAAUCAUAUGGUUAUGCUUUGGUAAAUCCAUUGGGGACCGGGGUUGAAAUAGGUCCUCGGUACCUCUUACUUGUCGCAAGAUAAAAUUUAAUAUUGACCGGUUUUAAUAUACUUAUGAAGCAGAGUUUAUUCAAAAGCUUCUGUACAUGAGCAGAAAAAAUUUCUUGCUGUGGCCUUCAACUCGAUAUUUAGAUACAUCGACGACAUUUCAUCUAUUAACAAUAAUCAUUUUCAUUCAUAUGUCGAUUCGAUACAACCCAAUGAACUCGAGAUAAAAGACACCACAGAGUCCUCGACAUCUGCUUCGUACUUAGAUUUUUUUUUAAUUAUUGAAAAUGGAUAUUAACGACAAACUAACAACUCAACUUUAUGACAAACCGAAUGAUUUCAGCUUCUCCAUCGUCAACUUUCCAAAUUUAUGUAGCAAUAGUCCAUUAUCACCUGCAUAUGGUGUUUAUUUUUCUCAACUGAUGGGAUACGCAAGAGCUUGUUUUACGUAUAAGUUUUCAAAUCGAGGCAGACUACUGACAAACCAGUUGAUGUUACAGGGGUUUCAAAAGUCUCGUUUAAUAUAUAUAAUGGUCUAGUUUGCCAACACAACCUAUCAUUGAUCAAGUCAAAUGCUGUCUGACGUGUUUCAUACUGAUUGUUACGCCGUUCUUGGCAUACUGAUUUUGAUUACAGAUUACUCCGUUUACCUGAUCAAGACAUAGGGCUCACGGCGGGUGUGACCGGUCGACAGGGGGAUGCUUACUCCUCCUAGGCACUUGAUCCCACCUCUGAUAUAUCCAGGGGUCCGUGUUUGCCCAAUUCUUUAUUUUGUAUUCCUUAGAGGAGUUAUGAGAUUGAUCACUGUUCGUUAUUUUCACCUCUCAUUUUGCGCCAUGGAAGUCAUCGUUUGAACGGAAAAUUUUGUGUUAGUUUUUAUUAAAGAAUUGACAUACCUAGACGGUAAGUAAUGCAGCAUUAAUAACGAUACAGAGUUGGUUUGAUAGUUAAAUAACUUAAGGUGCACAUUGAUUGCUAGAACCGACCGAAGCUGAACGUAAAUUUCCAGACAUGAAUUAUGAAAGACUGUUCCGAGAUUCGGUGAAUGCCUCAGUCCAAAUAUUCAGUCGAGUUGAAUCUCAGCCUAUAUUAUUGGUGCAAUAUCCUUGACUCAGGCGCCUUCAGAUGGUAAAUCCUGAUGUUUGGAUUGUAUUUUACACAUCACGUAACUUAGAUACAUUGUAAUUAGGGGCAAAUUUAUAGACUAGCUGUUUUCACAGCCUUUCAAAAGCAAUUCAAGGUGACCUUAUUUUAUAUAAUUUUACCAAUUGAAGAUGGGUGUAUAGGUCAUGUCCUGUUGAGUAUGUCUUGGUCCAAAAGCAGGCCAAUGAUAUUUGGAUAACCUUUUUUCUCCUUAAACAUCUAGCAGAGAGAUUGUCAGUAUAGAGAAUCUACUUGUACUCUGCGUGUAAAAGACACCGGGAAAGGAAAAUUGUGUACAUAAUCCGAAAACAAGCCCCUGAUGUACAGAGCUCCGUGAAUACCGUUGAGCUCACGAUCUGCGACAAUAAAUAUAAGCGCAUGAUUAGUGCGCAAGACCCUGCAGCGGGUUAAUGCGAAGUCGAAGACUUCACCAUGGGGGACCUUCCCCGAGAAAUCACGCGAUUUUAUGGCAUUAAAAUUGCGAGAAAAAAGAUUAUAUUUGAAUUUACUAUUUUAGUAUAUUCUUGUCGUAGUGCUACAAAGAAAAUAAUCGAAAUAAUUGGUUGUCCUCAACGAAAUUUUGGUGUUUUGUUGUUGUUGCGAAUUUGAAGACAUUGAUCAAUGACUGUUAUUUGACCAGUGUAAACGUAUUUUCGGUUAACGUGAAAUAAGAAAAUCGUGGUAACGACUUUGCCAAAUUGAGACAUUCUAACAGCGUACAGUUGAACUAUUUUAUAGUACUUAGUAAAUAUGGAAACUAUCAUUCCAAAUUCAAAUAAUACUUUAACGCUUCCCUGAAAAAAUUAUUUCGAAUUCAAACAAUACUUUAGUUUAAAUUUUCAUUAUGUCCAGUAAUCAAUUUUCAUAUUAGGAACAGACGCCUUUGUUCUUUUUAAAGAGAUAAACUAUGUUGUAUGUUGUGUAAUACUGUACUUAAUUGGCACCUCAGCCCUCGACAAGAUCCGAGGCGUUCUAUUUCUAGAACGUUGUUUGUAAGGUCAAUAUAAAGAGGAUGUAAUGUACCUGUUUAUAUGCGUCAUAAAACAGAAGGCUCUGUAAGCUUUAUUUAGUAUAAAUAGACUAAUUGUUUUGGUAAUAAGCAUUCUAUAAGCACUCUACUGAAUUACAUUUGGAUUAUUACAUCUGGGGAUAGGAUUGGACUUAAGACCGUUUUUCUCGUGGGUAAAUUCAACUCGGCGGUAAACCGUCCACCGGACUCUUUCUGUGAACUUUGAUUAGACCUACUGUAAGUUAGAACUUUUUAUUGAUAUAGUUUUCUGUAAAUAUUGUAAAUAAAUUGUUUAAUC
Messenger RNA from Ostrea edulis (European flat oyster), 3830 nucleotides. Its product is annotated as voltage-dependent calcium channel gamma-5 subunit-like. Gene Ontology annotation, cellular component: AMPA glutamate receptor complex; postsynaptic density membrane. Gene Ontology annotation, biological process: calcium ion transport; transmission of nerve impulse; regulation of AMPA receptor activity. The transcript is spliced from 8 exons. The coding region runs from base 279 to 1073 and encodes 264 amino acids. Gene Ontology annotation, molecular function: channel regulator activity; voltage-gated calcium channel activity. The record is from RefSeq and is a predicted model, not a curated record. Lineage: Eukaryota; Metazoa; Mollusca; Bivalvia; Ostreida; Ostreidae.